AUGGCUCGUUUGUUACUGUUGUUAUUUUGUACUAUUAUUUUAGAAAAAGCUGUUUCUGCUUUGAAACUGUCGAUAGUAAGCGAUGGUCCAGCAGUGCGUGGGUCUAAUCUUACAUUUACAGCCACUGUCGCUGGCUAUCAUGGCGAGAAUCUUAAAUAUGUGUAUUGGGAUGAUGCACAGCCCCAGCACACAGCAGAGUUUAUUUUAUCAUCAAACACAUCACAAUGGAUAGUUGAGUAUCCGAGGUCAAUGUAUGAAGCUGGUGAUUACACUGUCAAAGUGAAUUUAAUGAAAAGUUUCUAUGGAAUAUGGUAUCUUGUUACAACUUCAAGUACUAACUUUCAACUUACUGAUUCACUUAAUGGCAAUUUGAUUCUUAAUCAGAACAAUUUAGACAGACCAAAUAAGUUUGUAGCUGUCAAUAAGACUGUGCAUCAUUUUAUAAAGCUGCCAGAGAAUGAACUGGAGUUUCUUAAAAGGAAUGCCUCAACAGUCGUAACAUACUGGUUCAUAGAUUGUCUGUACAUUGAUCAGACGACAGAUUUUUCACUGAACUACACAUACCAAGAUGUGAUGGCAGAUCAUUAUAUAGAUGCUUUGGUUGUGGCCAACAAUGAGCCGUUGCCACCAAUUACAACUACUACCACAACCACCACAACAACUACCACCACCACCACAACGACUACAACCACAACCACGACUACGACCACAACAACUCCAAAGCCAAUUACAUCAAGCACAAUUCCUUCAACUACACCUGGCAUUAUUAGCAAUGAUACCCAUAAAAUUGCAAAGAGGUCUCUGUUGAACAAGACAAAGAUUAGCCCCAUCAAAGAUUUUAUUUGCCAUAACACAAGUAUAGUCCCUAUUGGCGAGACUUACACUUAUGGACAUUACCAGGAAACAAUCAGUGUGAGAGAGCAGAUAACAACACUUAAUAUAACUGGAAUGAAUUGGCUCCAACAUGGUGAUCUGUUGAACUUACAAGUGAAAUACACUGGGACACCACCCUUCGACUACUGUGCAAUGUACAAAAUGGGUCAAUACAAUGUAACAGGAAAUGAGACAUGUGCAGUCAAAACGAGAACCUUAUCGAAUCUAUUCCCAUUAGUUCAUUACUUCUCAGACAGCAACCAACAUACGGUGGUUGUUGUAGUUGAGAAUGAAAUAGGCAAGGCUGUGUCUAGAGCAACUAUUAAUAUCUAUAAGGCGUCAGUCCACGCUCAGUUGUCUGUAAUAGUGGUGCCGGUGGUGUUCUGUCUGCUCGCUGUUAUAUUAGUAGUGUUUGGUAUCGCCUUUUACCAACAUCGCUCCAGAUAUACAGUGGAGGUGGCUGAUUUUGAUUUCGGACAACAAGUUAACUUUGACUAUAAAACCUUCACUGAACGACUCCGGGAUAGUUUCAGGAAUGCUUUAAACUUCAGACAGAGAGAUGACACCGAGCCACUUACAUCCGACACAAGAUAUGAUUCCAUGCCAUAA
Molecule: messenger RNA, 1482 nt
Organism: Danaus chrysippus (African queen)
Lineage: Eukaryota; Metazoa; Arthropoda; Insecta; Lepidoptera; Nymphalidae
Source: the annotation of a GenBank genome assembly